Messenger RNA from Humulus lupulus (European hop), 808 nucleotides. RefSeq names its product actin-related protein 2/3 complex subunit 5A-like. Gene Ontology annotation, cellular component: Arp2/3 protein complex; cytoplasm; actin cytoskeleton. Bases 16 to 480 code for a protein of 154 amino acids. Gene Ontology annotation, biological process: Arp2/3 complex-mediated actin nucleation; regulation of actin filament polymerization. Lineage: Eukaryota; Viridiplantae; Streptophyta; Magnoliopsida; Rosales; Cannabaceae. Gene Ontology annotation, molecular function: actin filament binding. The record is from RefSeq and is a predicted model, not a curated record. The transcript has 4 exons.
CCCAUACAAGGUAGAAUGAAACGACGCGGUUUGAUUAGUUUCCUGGCAAAAUCCCAGAGAGGAAAGAAAAGGGAGAGAAGAGGUGAGGAAAUGGCAGGAGCAGACAAUACAGAUGCCAUAAUAACAAGAAUCGAGCAUAAAUCCAGAAAGAUCGAAAGCCUUCUGAAACAGUCUAAGCCAGUCGAAGCUCUGAAAACCGCGCUGGAAGGAUCGCUUCCCAUGACUCGAGAUGAGCGCUGCAAGUCUGCGAACUGGAUUGUGGUUCAUAGAGCUCUUAUGGCGAUUAAGGAUGUGGAUGCUAUGUUCUCUUCUCUGGAUCCCGAAUACUACGAUAUUCUAAUGAAGUACUUGUAUAGAGGCUUGUCAACCGGAGAUCGCCCAACGUGUGACCAGUGCCUUAGGAUUCAUGAGAAGUUGACAGAGAGAGCUGGUUUGGGAUGCAUACUCCGUUCCCUUUCAGACACUGUAAAUACAGUUUGAUUCCCAUCACUAUGGGAGUGAUAGUAAAGAAGGCUUCCAUUUAAUGAAUUUCACUAGAGCUAUCCUCUUAAGACAUUAUGGUAAUUAUAAUCAUAGUCACAAAGGUGUUUCCAGAUAUUUGUAUUUUCUUUAGACUCUGAUUCAUUGAGCUGCAUUUCUUUCCAAUGAACAUGUUGAGGAUUGCGGUAAGAAAAUUUUCUGUACUCAUUUGGGAAAAAAGAAUAUUGUAACAAACUUCUUAAAGGUAGGGCUGUGAGUCAAUAUUCUAUAAAUAAAGAUCAUAGCUAAGAGAAAGAGAGGGGUACCAGAAGAAAUUUUUACUCCCAAA